UAGCACUAGCACAGGCUACAUUACAAGGAGGCAGCUGGUGAAUAGGAGCAGAGUGGGAGAGAGACAUUGCGCUAACACAGGAAUAAAACAAAAGAAAGCACGCGAUGGAAUAAAGCAGGACAGCGCUGAGUUGCUCGCUUUCUCUCUACCAUCUGACGCCGGCUGGAGGACUUUGUUUCGUGUGAUUUUGUGCUCCGGUCACUGCGAUACAACAAUUGAAAAUGCGCCUGGCAGUUUGAACUGUGAUGGGGAGAGAUCGUGUCGUUAUAAGGUUGGAUAUUGAUCGCCUCGGCCGUCUGCGUCGACUCCUGCAUGCUUAAACUUCACCGGUAUGGUGUGCUGGGUGAUUUAGUGAGGAUAUACCUUUUAUAAACAACAGCCGAAGCGAAUCCGUGUCGGCUAGCUCGCUAGCGACUGUUAACUUAGCAUUGGCAUUAGCCUGCUCCUCAUGGUGGACAUUUAAAUACACCUCAAGUGGAAUUAUCGUGGCAGUUACAGGAAAGUGUUGGUUUUAUGUGGAAAUUACUCGAACGGCUUGAAAUUGCUUCCCCAAAAGAGCUUGUUCUCUUGAGCUGCGUUUAUAACUUUGUCAGAAACUAUACUCCAGCAAUGAAUCACCACGAACGAUCCGGAGACUCCGGCAGCGCCCGAAAAAUGGUUUACCCUAUGAGUUUACCCAGACGGGAGAACAGCAGCAGCACAGUAGGUGGUUCCUCUACAUUGACAACUUCAGCAAGCACCAGCCUUAAUAGCAACAACUUGAUGCUGGCGGAUGAAUAUUCCCCAGUUCAGUCUCAAACGCAGACUGCGUCCUCGCUCGGGCCCCAGAACCCUCCGCAUAGCCUGAGUAUCCCCUUGCAGACACCCAUGUUAGCCCAAACGUUGCCCACUGCUGUUGCACAGAUGAAGAAGAAGAGUGGCUUUCAGAUCACCAGCGUUACCCCGGCGCAGACAUCUGUGAGCACCAACAACAGCAUUACAGAAGACACCGAGAGUUGUGACGACCUGGAUGAGUCCCACACAGAGGACUUGUCAUCCUCGGAGAUCAUGGAUGUGUCACUUCCACGGGGUAACAAUGCAGGAGGACCGGAAAGAAGCUCCUCUGAGGAGACGCUGAAUAACUUUCACGAGGCGGAGACCCCUGGUGCCCUGUCACCCAACCAGCCGCCCAUCAUAACCCAAGCACACCUACACGGCACUAUGGUUAACGGAACUGUUCACCACCACCAUCACCACCACCACCAUCAUCACCAUCAUAAUACCGUUUCCUCUGGAAAAACCCAUCCUGCAGGAGGGACGAUGAUUGGGGUACCUUUGGGUGCCCCGGCCACAUCAGUGGUGACCUCAAGUUCUGCUAGCACAGGCCAGAAAAUGCCUUCAAAUGUGGUGGGAUUGAUUGAGAAUGCCUCUGUUGGCACAACUAGUGUCAUCGGACAGCCUUUGGCUACUCUCGCCUCUGGAACUGGAGUGAUUUCUGUGACUUCAGGUGCCACGAUUAGUACUGGUAAUCCUUUAACAAAUAAUGUUUCUGUGUUAAACUCCACCAGUGUGCCUGCUGUGGGUGGCAAGACUACCAAUAGUAGCAGUGUAAACUACUCCUCUGCUUUGAAUAGUAUUAGUAACCAAACCCCAAACUUGACACACAUUCCCAGUGGAAUAAUCGGCAUUGGCAUCACCGCUGCUGCCACAGUUUCUGGUGGUGUUGCGUCAACAGGUGGAGGGCAAUUGGGGCCAGCUGUCAUGGGGCAGCAUGCAAUGCCUGCACCCCCUGUCCCAGUGAUGAGCACUCAGCCUCAGCAGGCCCAAGUGCCUGCUCCUGCCUCCACCAGCUCACGUUUCAGAGUGGUCAAAUUGGACUCUACCUCUGAGCCUUUUAAGAAGGGUAGAUGGACCUGUACAGAGUACUAUGAUAAGGAAGCCCCAAAUGUGGCAUCCUCUGAAAAUGCCCCUGGCACUCGAACAGUGGAAAGCAUCCGUCAGUUUGUGCCUGAGAGUGUGGCGGGACAGGACAGAGACACAGUCAGCGGGAGCUCUGUCAGUAGCUCAGCUAGCCAUUACACUGAAAGUCUGGGCAGCGGUGAAACGGGUGGCCCCUCUGCCGUGAAGCAGACCUUUCAGCAACCCAUGUCCCAGAUGCAACCCCAAGACUUAGUUCAUGUGCAUCUUAAAACAAAUGCAGUAGCUCCGAUGUCGGCUGCAGCAAACAUUCAGCAGCAACCGCCUGCAUCUAUCGGAGGAUUGCAGACCACGAUUGUUCAGUCGUCUGCACCUCUGCCCUCUCAUAUGCCCAAACUGACAUAUGCCCAAGCAGCCCAAUCCCCUCCUGCUCAAGCUCUGCCUGUGGUUACCCAGCAGCAGAUGGGCUAUCCGCCCGCACAGCAGCCAGCUGCACCAGCCCAGGUAGCACCAACACAUGUUAACCCCUUAAGCCAGGGAGGCAGCCUGCCAUCUGACUUCUCCCAAUCCAAGCAGAUCCUGAGCACUUUGCCACCUGGGUCAACAAAAACACUGCCCCACCUGUCUGCCUCCAUCCCUCCUGUGGCUGUCGCUGGGAAUGGUCAGAUGAUUACACCCUCACCGCAGCCCAUGCAACCCCCUACUGCUCAGCCACUUCCGCAAGGGCUCCUGCAGCCACAACAGACACCCGCCUCGCAGAUGGUCCAGGUUGUGCCGCAGCUGGUGCAGUCCACCAGCUCCACUCUCAUACAGCAGACACCAGGCCAGCAGCUCACCUCACAACCCUCCAUGGAGCAGCAGUCACAGCUCGGCAGUCAAGCCCGCGGCAGCCAGUUCGUCCCAGCCGUGACCUCAUCAAGCGUACCUCCUAACAUUCAAAGUGAUCCCCAGUCCAGUUUGUUUCAGAACGGCUCAAAGGAGAGUGGGCCGCAACCUGCUGUUAGCACCCGGCCCUCUGUGAUGCCGCUGGAGGAUGCCCAGCUACUUCUGUUACAGCACCAGGCUCUGCUCGCGCAAACCAAGCCAGCCGGUGGUGAAAGUGCCUCCCUACCCGGCACCUCUCGUGGUCCAGAGGGAAGCAGUGGAGUCAAUGCCUUAUCCGCCUCGGCCAACCUGCUGAAGAGUUUACCUGUGGAUGGAGAGGAGGAUGGCUCUUCGGGUGCCAGUGUUGUGGCCAUAGACAACAAAAUUGAACAAGCCAUGGAUCUGGUGAAGAGUCACCUGAUGUACGCUGUUCGGGAGGAGGUGGAGGUGCUGAAGGAACAGAUUAAAGAACUGCUUGAGAGGAAUUCUCAGCUGGAGCAGGAAAACAACCUGCUGAAGAACCUGGCCAGCCCGGAGCAGCUAGCACAGUUUCAGGCGCAGGUGCAGAGUGGCUCGUCGCCUCCAUCGUCUGCGCAGGGAGCGCAGCAGCCACCUGCCCCGUCGGCCCAGCUCGCAGCACAAAACUCCGGCCCAUCGGCGUAGCACCCCACGAGGAACCUUGAGCUGCUCUGAAGCGUAUGAACAAACACGCCUCACUCACAUUGUUAGACUGACGAAAUUUGCACACCUUUCAAAACUUGACAAACCGAGGUGAUUUAUGCACCAAUGACAAUCCCCGUUGGCCCGAGGUGGGACAUUGCCAAAAUCCACGGAAUGUGAUUUGUGGAAGCGAACAAUCGGAGGAACGCGAUAUUAAGAAUCACUGUGCCUGUGUCUAAAGUCGUGUUGGUUUUCACUCAAGGCAGUUUUUCCAUGUCUCCCUUCCCUUUGUAGUGUACAAUGCUGACUGCGAUCUUUUUUAGACGGCAAGCUUCUAUAAAAGCAAGCACUUUUAUGGUGAUGAAUGUGACGAAAUUGAAAGAUCUGCCAAUCUGUGCCCCAGCUGGCAUGGGGAAGGCAGAUGCUUUGAGGACUUCCGUUGAUGUAAUCAUGAUACUUCUUUUUUGAAUGAAGAAAACGAGGAGGCGUGACGCGUUUAAUCCUCACUCGUUCUCUGUGCGGUGAGAAUGACGUAUUGCAAGGUGAACAGGCUGUAUAUUAUUGUAUGAUUAGUGUAAGUAUUUUGUAAAAUAGCGAUAUCAUGCGAAGCGAUUGCAAAGACACUAUAUAGGUUGUACAGAUUUAAGGGAUGGCGAGGUAGUUUGCUUAUCCAGGAGACUUCAAUCUUUUUUUUUUUUUUUAAAUGCUGUUAAGCAGGAUCAGUCUUACGAUACUUAUCUGAUAAAUGGAAGAACUACUCCUCUAACACUUACUGUACACUACUUUUUGGUCACUUGAGAUGAUUUUUUUGAAGUAUUACGCCCAUGUGAUUUGUUUUCAGUUUGGACAGUGAAGUAUUCUGGCUCAAUCCUCUCACUUACAGUUAUUCUCUUGACUAUCAUAUAGCUGACAUGGAUUUGCAUUGUGUACAACUUGUAUGCUUAUGUUCUGUGCAUGUUCUCGAACCAGGAGAUAAGUUGUAAUAUACUGUAAUUGCACUUGCCAGGUGAAAUUCACAACUCAAUAAAGUCAUGUUUGUGAAAGCU
This is a messenger RNA of Danio aesculapii, 4466 nucleotides long. RefSeq names its product TSC22 domain family, member 1 (gene tsc22d1). Gene Ontology annotation, biological process: regulation of transcription by RNA polymerase II. The coding region runs from base 514 to 3423 and encodes 969 amino acids. The record is from RefSeq and is a predicted model, not a curated record. NCBI's taxonomy places the organism in Eukaryota, Metazoa, Chordata, Actinopteri, Cypriniformes, Danionidae. The transcript has 3 exons.